CAAAUGGGGAAAGCGGAAACGUACAGGAGUUUAUUUGAAAACGUAUCGUAAUCGCAUGACGGCCUAAUAAUAAGGAUCCAUUGUAACCGGAUUGGCAAUCGCAUAUUUCGUCACGCGUUUCACCCAUGGACACGUGUUUCCGGAAAUUUUACGGAAAAGUAUCGAACAUUUGGGCCCGAUAUUCGUCAAAUUCGGCCAGUGGGCGGCUACGCGAAACGAUCUGUUUCCUGAGGAUAUUUGCCGUACGCUUUCGCGAUUGCAGCGUACGGUUUCACCGCAUUCGUGGAGUUAUACGAAGCAUUUGCUGAAAUCUACGUAUGGUUCAAAUUGGAAGAAUAUAUUCGUGAAAUUCGAGGACAAAGUACCGAUCGGAUCGGGAUGCUGCGCUCAGGUGUACAAGGCAUGGGUGGAUCUGAAUGCUCGAGUCGAAGUAACGCGAACGCCUCGAAUACCUACGUUCGUGCAAAUUAUCGAGUACUUCAACCUCGGAUGGAUAAACACUUUCGUCGAAUGUUGAACGAUGACGGUGAAAUGCAACAGGACAACGCGUACAAAAGGAAAUUGCAACCUGUGGCGAUUAAAAUUCUACAUCCUGGAAUUAAAGGCCAGCUAAAGCGAGAUCUGUCCAUCAUGAAGGGGAUUUGUAAGUGCGCAACGUACAUCGUUCCGCAAUUACAUUGGCUCAGUCUUCCCGACUGCAUCGACGAGUUCUCGCAGAUAAUGGAAAAUCAAGUCGAUAUGAAUCUUGAAGAGGCUAACUUAUUAAAAUUUUCCAAAAAUUUCGCCGGAAAGGAGGACGUCAUUUUUCCCCAUCCUUACACGAAUUUCACGCAACGUGAAAUACUCGUGGAAAGCUUUCACGAAGGUACACCGAUUUCCGAUUAUCUCGAGUAUGACGAUACCAAGCUCCAAGAGAAACUAGCUAAGAUAGGAAUCAGGACGAUCUUGAAAAUGGUAUUUAAAGAUAAUUUCAUUCAUUGCGACUUACACCCUGGUAACAUCCUAGUUGACACAAACUGUGAGCCAACUGGAAGAAUUUGGGCCUGGCUUGGGAGGUUUAUCGAUCGUGAUUACUUGCCAAGCUAUCCGCGAUUAGUCAUACUCGAUUGCGGUUUGGUAGUAUCACUGAACGCUCGCUGUCAACGAAAUCUUAGGGACGUUUUCCGCUCUGUAUUAAUGGGUAACGGCGAACUGGCGGCGGAGUACAUCUUGGAACAUACCUCGCAAGCAUCUCCCGACCCGGACGGUUUUAAAAAUGCGAUGCGGGAGAUCGUUAAUUCUCAUCUUAAAGAUAACAUCACUGUGAGCGUAAGCACGGUCGUGACAGAGUUGUUUUCCGCGAUGGUUCAGCAUCGAGUCAAGCAAGACGGAUCCUUCAGCAGCGUGAUCCUUAGCAUGGUCGUGAUCGAAGGACUCGGACGUAGUCUUGAUCCGAAUAUCGACAUCUUCACAGAAGUUUUGCCGUUCGUCUUUACUAGCACGUGGUUCGACGAUUAAGUCGGGGAAUUGUCUAAA
Messenger RNA from Hylaeus volcanicus, 1515 nucleotides. RefSeq lists its product as uncharacterized. The record is from RefSeq and is a predicted model, not a curated record. Gene Ontology annotation, cellular component: mitochondrion. The transcript is spliced from 11 exons. NCBI's taxonomy places the organism in Eukaryota, Metazoa, Arthropoda, Insecta, Hymenoptera, Colletidae. Bases 379 to 1497 code for a protein of 372 amino acids.